AUGAGCCCUGAAAAACACCAAGUUCCAGGGAAGGAGACCGUAAAGGUGCAGGAAGAGAGGUAUAACUUGAGGCAGGAGGGAAACCUGCAGGAGGUCAAGAGUGACGAAGGCUGUACUGAAGUCUUAAGAGAAUAUGAAGACAGAAGUUAUACUGGAGAAAUGAUUCCUAUUGAUCCAGUCGGAAUACUCCUUAUUAUUCUCUGCGCAUUUUUCUUAUAUUUUUCCCAUGGAAAGAAUAAGAAUGAUUAUCAGAAUUUCCCUCCUGGACCAAAACCGUUACCGAUCAUUGGGAAUAUGCACAUUUUGGAUACGGAGAGACCUUUGGAUACAAUUCUACAGUUAUCGGAGCAGUAUGGCUCAGUAUUCAGCAUUCAGGUAGGAACUAAGAAGACAGUGGUGCUAUGCGGAUAUGAGACCGUGAAAGAAGCCCUUGUUAAUCAUGCUGAAGAGUUUUCUGGGAGAGCCAAAUUACCAAUCUUUCAAGAUGUAACACAAGGAUAUGGUAUUGUUUUUUCCCAUGGUGAGAACUGGAAAGUCAUGAGAAGAUUCACCAUUUCAAAAUUACGAGAUUUUGGAAUGGGAAAGAAAACCAUCGAAAACAAGAUAAACGAAGAGUGUGAUGCACUGGUGCAAAAAUUCCACUCUUACAAAGGAGAGCUUUUUGAGAACACUGCCAUCAUGAACGGUGCCGUGGCCAAUAUAAUCGCGUCCAUACUUCUUGGCCAUCGCUUUGACUACGAUGACCCAACUAUUCUCAGACUCUUGCACUUAAUAAAUGAGAACGUGAGACUUUUGGGAAGUCCAAUUGCUCUGCUUUCUGAGAAAUACGGCCCUGUCUUCAGCAUUCAACUGGGAACUGACAAGAUGGUGGUCCUCUGUGGGUACGAGACAGUGAAGGACGCUCUCGUAAACUACGCCGAGGAGUUUUCGGAUCGAGCUUUUGUACCAGUGUUGCAUGAAAUAUCAAGAGGAUAUGGAGUCAUUUUUUCAAACGGUGAAAACUGGAAAGUCAUGCGAAGAUUCACGCUUUCCACACUAAGAGAUUUUGGAAUGGGAAAAAAAAUAAUUGAAGAGAAGAUUAACGAAGAAUGCGAUUCACUGGUGGAAAUGUUUAAAUCUUACAAUGGAGAACCUUUUGAUAACACAAUAAUCAUAAACACUGCUGUCGCCAAUAUAAUUGUAUCCAUACUGCUCGGUCAUCGCUUUGAUUACAAGAAUCCAACACUUUUGAAACUCAUACAUUUAAUUAACCAAAACGUAAGGCUUCUGGGAAGUCGUAUGAUAAUGCUAUACAACGCCUACCCUUCUGUGAUGCGCUGGCUGCCUGGAAGUCACAAAACUGUUUUUAAGAAUGCCGAGGAGUUGCAGAGCUUUGUUAUAGAGACUUUCACAAAGCAGAAGGAUCAACUGGACCUCAAUGACCAGAGGAAUCUUAUUGAUGCUUUUCUUGUUAAGCAACAAGAGGAAAACCCCGAAUUAUUUUUCAACAACGAGAAUUUAGUAAGCCUCGUGAGCAACUUGUUUGUAGCCGGAACGGAAACAACAUCUACAACUCUUCGCUGGGGUCUUUUGUUAAUGGCAAAAUACCCAGAAAUUCAAAAAAAGGUCAAAGAUGAAAUAGUCAAAGUAAUUGGAUCUGCCCAGCCUCAAGUAGAACACAGAAAGCUAAUGCCGUAUACCGACGCCGUUAUCCAUGAAAUCCAAAGGUUUGGUAACAUUAUUCCCGGUAACCUCCCACAUGCAACUUCUCGAGACAUCACAUUCAGAGGAUAUUUUAUUCCCAAGGGGACGCAUGUGAUUCCACUGCUGACAUCCGUACUGCAGGAUAAGACUUAUUUCGAGAAACCAGAUCAGUUUUACCCUCAACAUUUUCUGGACUCUAAAGGAAAUUUUAUGAAGAAUGAAGCAUUUCUGCCCUUUUCCACAGGAAGAAGAAGUUGCGCUGGGGAGAAUUUAGCAAAAAUGGAGUUGUUCCUGUUCUUCACAAGACUUAUGCAACAAUUCACAUUCCAUCCUCCAACUGGUGUUGAAGUUGAUCUCUCCCCUAUCAGCGGGUUCACGAGGGGACCUUCAGUACAUGAGAUAUGUGCUUACUCAAUCAAUUAGAAGAAGUCUCUGGAAAUUGGCACAUUAGCCACAGAAUCCAUACCAUCUUAUUUUGUAACAGAGUUAUGAAACAUCCAUACCCAUUAAAAAAGGGCUCACUGGCCUUGCGAUCUUGAUCACGGUCUGAUCAGAGGCAGGGUAGUCAUCAAAGACCGCAGCAGGGUCUGUGCCGACAAUGAAAAGCCUCUCUCCUGUUGAGGGAUCUUUCUUGCUUUAAUGUGACUUACAAUUCUCUUACUUAAAUACAAUUACACAAUUAAAAUAAAUACUACAUGGAUAAUUAUAUCUGUUACAUUAAUUGCAUAUUCUGUUUCCACAGUCCUGGAUACUUGAUAAGCAAUACCAACAAUUUUGUUUAAAUACUCUUUGCAGAAACAUGAAAUGCAUAGGAUUUGUAAGAGACGUGCAGCAUAGGAAAGUUACAUUUUCACAUGGAACGUUUAUUGAAAUGUUGGAUAUCAUGAGACCUGGACAGGGGCUGAUUUUUGUUACAUUUGCUACGCUAUUUUGUAUUCAGUAACGGUGUACCGUACUUUGAAAAUGCUUUUUGGUCUAAUCGCUUUUGCCCCUUUAUACAAGCGUUAUCACUACAAUCUUAUUUUGCUUCCCUAGUAUUAUGUUAAUCUUGAUGCUUUGCUCUU
This is a messenger RNA of Spea bombifrons (plains spadefoot toad), 2747 nucleotides long. Its product is annotated as cytochrome P450 2K6-like. The record is from RefSeq and is a predicted model, not a curated record. Gene Ontology annotation, molecular function: heme binding; iron ion binding; oxidoreductase activity, acting on paired donors, with incorporation or reduction of molecular oxygen, reduced flavin or flavoprotein as one donor, and incorporation of one atom of oxygen. Gene Ontology annotation, cellular component: cytoplasm; intracellular membrane-bounded organelle. Lineage: Eukaryota; Metazoa; Chordata; Amphibia; Anura; Pelobatidae. Gene Ontology annotation, biological process: xenobiotic metabolic process. The coding region runs from base 1 to 2106 and encodes 701 amino acids. The transcript has 13 exons.